Messenger RNA from Talaromyces proteolyticus, 426 nucleotides. RefSeq lists its product as uncharacterized. Bases 1 to 426 code for a protein of 141 amino acids. The transcript is spliced from 2 exons. Gene Ontology annotation, biological process: mycotoxin biosynthetic process. The record is from RefSeq and is a predicted model, not a curated record. Lineage: Eukaryota; Fungi; Ascomycota; Eurotiomycetes; Eurotiales; Trichocomaceae.
AUGAGGGAUCAUAUGAAACUGCAUCCAGAGGCAGCUCCAACUAGUGAAAAUUCCACUAACUAUCACUAUAUGGUUGCCGGGUAUCAUCAGCUCCACUGUCUUCAUGUUGUUCGCGACUCGAUAUACUACCUCAACGGCACUCUUUCUGAAUGGCAUGGUGAAGGUGGAUUCCUUUGGGAUCAUGUCCUGCACUGCGUCGAAGCUAUCAGACAAGCCCUUCAAUGCAGUUUAGAUCCUACCCUGAUCCCGCUGGAAAAUUCAUGGCCGGGUAUCCCAAAUGGUCAAAUGCAUAUUUGCCGCAAUAGUGAGGCGCUUCGCAAGUGGACAGCCAAGUAUUCUUAUCCGAAGCCCACAUUUACGAGGCAACAAGAGCAACCGCAUACACAGGAGUGGAUUGAGAAAAUGAAGUUAGCCGGUCAGAUCUAA